Messenger RNA from Cricetulus griseus (Chinese hamster), 1567 nucleotides. Lineage: Eukaryota; Metazoa; Chordata; Mammalia; Rodentia; Cricetidae. The record is from RefSeq and is a predicted model, not a curated record.
ACCACGACGAAGGCGCACAGGCAGCCGGGCCGGGCCGGGCCACCGGGAGAGCGGCCGCCGGGAAGCGGGCGGAAGGCCGGGCUGGCAGCUGGCAGCCGCCGAGCCGCGAAGCGACAUGGUGCUGCUCAAGGAGUAUCGAGUCAUCCUGCCUGUGUCUGUAGAUGAGUAUCAAGUGGGGCAGCUGUAUUCUGUGGCUGAAGCCAGUAAAAAUGAAACUGGUGGUGGGGAAGGUGUGGAGGUCUUGGUGAACGAGCCCUAUGAGAAGGAUGACGGCGAGAAAGGCCAGUACACACACAAGAUCUACCACUUACAGAGCAAAGUACCCGGAUUUGUUCGAAUGCUAGCCCCAGAAGGAGCCCUGAAUAUACAUGAGAAAGCCUGGAAUGCCUACCCUUACUGCAGAACCGUUAUUACAAAUGAAUACAUGAAAGAAGACUUUCUGAUUAAAAUUGAAACCUGGCACAAGCCGGAUCUUGGCACCCAGGAGAAUGUGCAUAAACUGGAGCCUGAGACAUGGAAACAUGUGGAAGCUGUAUAUAUAGACAUUGCUGAUCGAAGCCAAGUACUUAGCAAGGAUUACAAGGCAGAAGAAGACCCAGCAAAAUUUAAAUCUGCCAAAACAGGACGAGGACCUUUGGGCCCAAAUUGGAAGCAAGAACUUGUAAAUCAGAAAGACUGCCCAUAUAUGUGUGCAUACAAACUGGUUACUGUCAAGUUCAAGUGGUGGGGCUUGCAGAACAAAGUGGAAAACUUUAUACAUAAGCAAGAGAAGCGUCUGUUUACAAACUUUCACAGGCAGCUGUUCUGUUGGCUCGAUAAAUGGGUUGAUCUGACUAUGGAUGACAUUCGGAGGAUGGAAGAAGAGACAAAGAGACAGCUGGAUGAGAUGAGACAGAAGGACCCAGUGAAAGGAAUGACAGCAGAAGACUAAUGCUACUCCACCCCUUUCUGCACUUUUUGCAAGACAGUGGUCAACAGGAAGGCCCAGCAGCUCCACCCUCCUGAGUGGCAGGCCGUCUUUGGAUGCAGCCUUUCUGUGCUCAUUCUUCAGGCAACUUUCAAUCCCUUACUGUAGCUAUUUCUAGAUGCCCUUUAACAUUGUGAACAAAUAGACCGUCUGGUAUUACAAAGCCUGUGUGUGCGGGAGACUGAUCCUCUAAGAUAUAUGGUGUAUGCUGCUGUAUUUACAGCUCACCCCUCUCUCCAUUGUGUCCUGACCCAUUUCUGUAUGCCCUCCCCCUUUAUUUCCAAGUGACAUUUUUAGUCUUUCAAAUUAGCUGCCUUUUGUGAUGUGAUUAUUUAAGCUCACUUACUUCAGCCUUGGGAUAAACUGAGCUAUUUUGCUUCCUGGGCAGAUCUUUGGCAAUGUUGAGUAUUCACUUGGGGAGAGAGGAGGAGUUAAAAAUACAGAGAUACCUGCCCCCAGUUCUACACAAUAGGAAUGUAGCUUCAUAAACCUGACCUCUGCUCCUAGUAAUCUCUUGUCAAGUGCUCUAAGCACCAAGAAGGUACCCAAGGCCCAGCCAGUCUAAGGAAAUUUAGCAAAUAAUAAAUAACCCCUACUCAA